Messenger RNA from Apodemus sylvaticus (European woodmouse), 4528 nucleotides. RefSeq names its product SRC kinase signaling inhibitor 1 (gene Srcin1). The transcript is spliced from 19 exons. Lineage: Eukaryota; Metazoa; Chordata; Mammalia; Rodentia; Muridae. The record is from RefSeq and is a predicted model, not a curated record. Gene Ontology annotation, cellular component: cytoplasm; postsynaptic density; actin cytoskeleton. Gene Ontology annotation, biological process: regulation of dendritic spine morphogenesis. Bases 1 to 3660 code for a protein of 1219 amino acids.
AUGCAGCCCUGGCAGUGCCUCCGGCGCUUUGCCCUGGCCUGGUGGGAGAGGACCGCCGAGGGUCGCGCCCGUUCUCCCAGGGAGGAGGUUGGACCGAGGGACCCUGGGGGCCGAGGGGAGCCAGAUCCGGAGCGGAGCAGCCCCCCCAUGCUGUCUGCCGACGAUGCCGAGUACCCUCGGGAGUAUCGGACCCUGGGGGGUGGGGGCGGAGGGGGCAGCGGGGGCCGGCGCUUCUCCAACGUGGGGCUGGUGCACACCUCGGAGCGCCGGCACACGGUGAUCGCUGCCCAGAGCCUGGAGGCCCUCAGCGGGCUCCAGAAGGCAGAUGCUGACCGAAAGCGAGAUGCGUUCAUGGACCACCUGAAGAGCAAGUACCCUCAGCAUGCCCUGGCCCUGCGAGGCCAGCAGGACAGGAUGCGAGAGCAGCAACCAAACUACUGGAGUUUCAAGACCCGCAGCUCGCGCCAUACUCAGGGAGCCCAGCCAGGGCUAGCAGACCAGGCAGCCAAGCUGUCCUACGCCUCGGCUGAGUCGCUGGAGACAAUGUCCGAGGCCGAGCUGCCCCUGGGCUUCAGCAGGAUGAACCGCUUCCGACAGAGCUUGCCUCUCUCCCGCUCUGCCAGCCAGACCAAGCUGCGCUCACCAGGGGUCCUGUUCCUGCAGUUCGGGGAGGAGACGCGACGUGUACACAUCACGCAUGAGGUCAGCAGCCUGGACACGCUGCACGCACUCAUCGCGCACAUGUUCCCGCAGAAGCUCACCAUGGGCAUGCUUAAGUCGCCCAACACCGCCAUCCUCAUCAAGGACGAGGCUCGAAACGUCUUCUACGAGCUGGAAGACGUCCGGGAUAUCCAAGACCGAAGUAUCAUCAAGAUCUAUCGGAAGGAGCCAUUGUAUGCUGCUUUUCCCGGCUCACACCUCACCAACGGUGACCUCCGGAGAGAAAUGGUUUACGCGUCGCGGGAGUCGUCGCCCACGCGGCGCCUCAACAACCUGUCGCCCGCAUCGCACCUAGCAUCUAGCUCCCCGCCUCCAGGGCUGCCAUCGGGGCUGCCUUCGGGACUGCCAUCGGGCUCGCCCUCGCGCUCACGCCUCUCGUACGCUGGAGGCCGGCCGCCCUCUUACGCCGGCAGCCCGGUGCACCACGCGGCUGAGCGACUGGGAGGCGCCCCCACCAGCCAGGGCGUGAGCCCCAGCCCCAGCGCCAUCCUGGAGCGGCGCGACGUGAAGCCAGAUGAGGACCUGGCGGCCAAGGCGGGCGGCAUGGUGCUGGUGAAGGGCGAGGGCCUCUACGCCGAUCCCUACGGGCUGCUGCACGAGGGCCGGCUGAGCCUGGCCGCCGCGGCGGGAGACCCGUUCGCAUACCCGGGCGCGGGCGGCUUGUACAAGCGGGGCUCCGUGCGCUCGCUCAGCACCUACUCGGCCGCCGCGCUGCAGUCCGACCUGGAGGACUCGCUGUACAAGGCGGGCGCCGGCGGCCCGCUCUACGGAGACGGCUACGGCUUCCGUCUGCCGCCCUCGUCCCCGCAGAAGCUGGCCGACGUCUCGGCGCCCCCCGGGGGACCGCCACCCCCGCACAGCCCCUACUCGGGGCCACCCAGCCGCGGCUCGCCGGUGCGCCAGUCCUUCCGCAAAGAUUCGGGCUCCUCGUCGGUCUUUGCUGAGAGUCCUGGGGGCAAGGCCCGCAGCACCGGGAGUGCCUCUACGACCGGAGCACCACCUUCUGAACUCUUCCCUGGACCUGGGGAGCGCUCCCUCGUAGGGUUCGGGCCGCCGGUGCCAGCCAAAGACACAGAGACCAGGGAGCGCAUGGAGGCCAUGGAGAAGCAGAUUGCCAGCCUCACUGGCCUAGUACAGAGCGCCCUUCUGCGAGGCUCAGAGCCGGAGACCCCAAGUGAGAAGAUUGAAGGCUCCAAUGGAGCAGCCACCCCCUCAGCACCAGUGUGUGGGUCAGGCAGCAGGAGUAGCGGGGCCACUCCGGUGUCCGGCCCUCCCCCGCCCUCAGCCAGCAGCACCCCUGCAGGGCAGCCCACUGCUGCCAGCCGUCUGCAGAUGCAGAUGCAUCUGCGUGGCCUACAGAACAGCGCUAGCGACCUGCGUGGCCAGCUUCAGCAGUUGCGCAAGCUCCAGCUCCAGAACCAGGAGUCCGUGCGCGCGCUGCUGAAGCGCACCGAGGCGGAGCUGAGCAUGCGCGUGUCGGAGGUGGCGCGGCGGCAGGAGGACCCGCUGCAGCGGCAGCGCACCCUGGUGGAAGAGGAGCGUUUGCGUUACCUCAACGACGAGGAGCUCAUUACUCAGCAGCUCAAUGACCUAGAGAAGUCAGUGGAGAAGAUCCAGAGGGACGUGGCACACAACCACCGACUGGUGCCCGGCCCUGAGCUGGAAGAGAAGGCCCUGGUGCUGAAGCAACUUGGCGAGACGCUGACAGAGCUCAAGGCUCACUUCCCAGGCCUGCAGAGUAAGAUGCGGGUAGUGCUGCGUGUGGAGGUAGAGGCGGUGAAGUUCCUGAAGGAGGAACCACAGCGUCUUGAUGGACUUCUCAAGCGCUGCCGCGGCGUCACUGACACGCUGGCCCAGAUCCGAAGGCAAGUGGAUGAGGGUGUGUGGCCUCCGCCCAACAAUCUCCUGAACCAGUCCCCCAAGAAGGUGGCAGCCGAAACCGACUUCAGCAAAGGCUUGGAUUUUGAAAUUCCACCCCCGAGUCCUCCACUGAAUCUCCAUGAGCUGAGUGGGCCUGCCGAAGGCACCCCUCUUACCCCAAAGAGCGGCAACCCCACCAAAGGCCUGGAUGCCCCCAGCAAGAGAAACACGGACAAAGCUGUGUCUGUUGAGGCUGCAGAGAGAGACUGGGAAGAGAAGCGGGCGGCCCUGACCCAGUACAGCGCCAAGGACAUCAACCGGCUGCUGGAGGAGACCCAGGCUGAGCUGCUCAAGGCGAUUCCUGACCUGGACUGUGCCAGCAAGACCCACCCAGGCCCUACUCCCACUACAGACCACAAGCCCCCUAAGGCACCCCAUGGUCAGAAGGCAGCCCCCCGGACAGAGCCCAGUGGGAGAAGAGGAUCAGAUGAGCUCACAGUGCCCCGCUACCGCACAGAGAAGCCCUCCAAGUCACCCCCGCCACCCCCUCCCCGCCGGAGUUUCCCUUCCUCUCACGGCCUGACCACCACGCGCACUGGAGAAGUGGUGGUCACCAGUAAGAAAGACUCAGUCUUCAUCAAGAAGGCUGAGUCUGAGGAGCUAGAGGUCCAGAAGCCCCAGGUGAAGUUGCGCCGGGCUGUGUCUGAGGUGGUCCGCCCCUCCUCCACACCACCCAUUAUGGCCUCUGCCAUCAAGGAUGAGGACGACGAGGAGCGGAUCAUCGCUGAGCUGGAGAGUGGUGGUGGCAGCGUGCCACCCAUGAAGGUGGUGACUCCCGGAGGAGCCUCGCGGCUGAAGGCGGCCCAGGGCCCAGCAGGCAGCCCUGACAAAGGCAAACACAGCAAGCAAAGAACGGAAUACAUGAGGAUCCAGGCCCAGCAGCAGGCCACUAAACCAUCUAAAGAGGUGAGCGGUCCGAAUGAGACCUCAAGCCCCGGCUCAGAAAAGCCCUCUGGUUCCAGAACUUCCAUCCCUGUAUUGACUUCCUUUGGGGCAAGGAAUUCUUCCAUCUCCUUCUAGAAGCCCCUCAUGCCCUCACCCCAGCCUGCCCCUCCCUUACUCCUGCCAUCGUCCGCCCCUCCUCCCAUGCCCACUCUACCCUGCCCACUCUCACGCCUGAAGGGUUGUGGGGGGCAUGGCCCCCUGCUCGCUCAUCUCCUCUUGGUGUUUUUGGUUUUUUAAGAGAUUUCCUUUAAUUAUCUUUCUUUUCCUUUUUUCUUUUUUAAAGAGCAAAAGAGAAAGCUAAAAACCAAACACACCAACUUCCCCUGACUUCCGGUUCCCUAGCAGCCUCUGCUCCGCCCACUUCCUGUCAUCUUCUUCCCCUCUGCUCUUUCCCCCUCUUUCCCCCCCAAGUCCAUCCAAAGUUCCCACCUCCCCUAACUUCCCAAGAACACUUGGAACAAACUCUGAGCCACGGAGACUUGGAGCGGAGCGAGACCCCCCUCCCAUUCCUGGGUUCCUUCCUGGGAGGAGCAAAUGGACAAGGACUGACCCAGCGUCAGGCUGGACAAUGGACAAGGGAGACCCUGGCCUUGGAGACGCCCCACUGUCUGUCCAGCCUUCGAAGAGACAGAACUCUGCUGCUGGCCUGUGGUUUUUCUUUCGAACCAGGGUGGGCCUGGAAGCAGGCCUAGGUGGAGUGGAUUCCCAGAGAAAAGGCCAAGGCUGGGUGUAAGGAGGGAAGGGGGGACACUAGGUGCCAGGGGAGACGCCGGCUCACUGCUGCUCAGUGUCCGGCUGGUGCUAGCAACGGAUGGAAGGAGGCCCCCAGGACACCUGUUACAGAAGGUGCUUCUGGGGACAGCCUGCCCCUGGGGACCUGCCUUGGGAGAGGCAGCCCUGAGAGGGGCAUCUGGUACUUUUAGUUCCCUAAUUUAGCACUUUA